GUUGGGGUUUGAUUUUGAACUGCAGCCCCGCCUCUCUGGGAGGGGCCUCUGCUCUGCCUCUUGCCAUGGCAGUAAUUGAACAAGCUGUAUUGAUAGAUCAGGUUCAAUAGAAUUUGUUUCUCUCCUUCGAGCCCAAGAGACGGUUUGGUCUUCUUGCUCCAAACACUCCCUCUUUCGUAGCAAUGCAUAAAUCAUGAGUGCAUCGCUUCCUGUCUUCAUCAGUUCCUCAGAACAGAGUCUGCUUGAAGUCUUCACACUCCCAUGUUCUCAGGCAACAAAACAGACAGACCAACUCUCGCCCACUCUUCUCAGGCAGACAGUUAACAAGUUAACAAAGCAAUAAUUCAGCGCUUCUGUGACCUUGAUUGGAGUCACUUUUGCAGCUUUUACAUUAUACUGUAUUGGGUCAGCAAACUUUUUCAGCAAGGGGCCGGUCCACUGCCCCUCAGACCUUGGGGGGGGGCAGACUUUAUUUUGAAGAAAAAAACCUGAACAAAUUCCUAUGCCCCACAAAUAACCCAGAGGUGCAUUUUAAAUAAAAGGACACAUUCUACUCAUGUAAAAACACACUGAUUUCCGGACCGUCCACAGGCCUGAUUUAAAAGGCAAUUGGGCCAGAAUCUGGCCCCCAGGGCUUACUUUGCCUACCCAUGCUGUAUAUGUUUUCUUUUCCCCAGUAUGUGUGUGUGUAUAGUAAAAUACAUUUCCUAACAAAUACAGUACAAAUACCAACAUGCUCUAUAUGGGGCUGCCCUUGAAGAUGAUCCAGAAGCUGCAACAAAUGAAAAAAUUGGUGAGAGGGGCAGCCUGAUGGCACCAUGUGUCAUCCUGAAAGCACUGCCCUGGCUGUCAGUGAACUACUGGGUCUUAUCACUACAAUACAAAGCCAUAAACUGCUUUAGACACAAGUACUAUACCUAAAAGAGCACCUCUCUCAAUACUGACCGUCUUGGGCCCUAAAAUCAGCAAGGGAGGAACUGCUGGUGCUGCUGCCUCCAGGUGCUGUCCAAUGGGCACUGACCUGCAAUGGGGCAUUUGGGGUAAUAAUUCUCUGUUAUAGAAUGCCCUCCAUGUGAGUUGUAUCUGGCUUCUUCAUUAUUUAUAUUCAGAAAUAAAUUUUAAGCAUUCCUCUUCACCAAAGCAUUUGAUGACCGGAAUAUAUUCCUCCUAACAAUCUUGAAAUAAUUUCCUGUGAGGUUAUGUGACUGUUCAUGGGCCAUUGCCAAGGGCAGCUGCCCCCUUAGAUCAAUCAGAAUCAAUCAAAAUCAAUACAAAUCUGAGGUUCUGACCCCCCAAAAAAGCAUGACCUGCCAACAAAAAUCCUGGCUACACCCAUGCUACAUCUUUAAUUGUUUGUUUUUGUUUUGUAUAUUGUUUUCUGUUUUGUUAAUUCAUUUGAUUUGUAUGCUGCUUUUCCACAAAAAAAUCAUGCUCAAAGCGGCUUAAAUCAAACAGGAAUGCAUUUCAGUUAAGGAGCUUGUGGAUGUAAUCUCAGAGCCUUUGUUUGUGAUCUUUGGGAAUUCUUAGAGAACAGGUGAGGUCCCUGCAGAAUGGAGGCAGGCAAAUGUCCCCAUCUUCAAAAAUGUGAAAAAAGAAGACCCAGGUAACUUACCAACCAGUGAGCUUCACAUCGAUACCAGGAAAGGUCCUAGAACAGAUAAUUCAACAGUUGGUCUGUGAGCACUUAGAAAAGGAUGCUGUGAUUACUAAAACCCAGCAUGGGCUUCUCAAAAAUAAGUCAUGUCAGACAAAUCUCAUUUCUUUUUUCCAUGGAGUUACAUGGAUCAGGGGAAUGCUGUGGACGUAGUGUAUCUUGAUUUCAGUAAAGCUUUUGAUGUUCUUGUGAGGAAGCUGGUAAAAUGUGGGGUGAACGAGGUGACUGUUAGGUGGAUUUGUAGCUGGUUGACUGAUUGAACCCAAAGAGUACUCAUUAAUGGUUCCUUAUCAUCCUGGGGAAAAGUGACAAGCGGGGUGCCACAUGGUUCUGUCCUGGGCCCAUUGUUGUUCAACAUCUUCAUAAACAACGGAUGAAGGAAUUGAGGGGAUGCUCAUAAAAUUUGCAGAUGACACCAAACCGGGGGGGGGGGGGAGGGUAAUGCUGCAGAAUUCAAAAUGACCUUCACAGAUUGGAGAACUGGGACAAAUAUAAGGUUCUGCACUUAGGCAGGAAGAACCAGAUGCACAAAUAUAAGGUGGGGGAUACCUGGCUUACUAGCAAUACAUGUGAAAAAGCUCUAGGGGUCUUAGUGGACCACAUGCUUAACAUAAGUCAACAGGGUGAGGCAGCUGCAAAAAAGUUAAUGCUAUUCAAGGCUGCAUCAACAGAAGUCUAGCGUCCAGAUCAAGGGAAGUUGAAGUCCCACUCUAUUCUGCCUUGGUCAGACCACACGAGGAAUACUGUGUCCAAUUCUGGGCACCACAGUUUAAGAAGGAUGUUGACAAGCUGGAACGUGUGCAGAGAAGGGCAACCAGGAUGAUCAAGGGUCUGGAAACAAAGCCCUAUGAGGAACAGUUGAGGGAGCAGGGUAUGUUUAGCCUGGAAAAGAGGAGAUGGAGAGGAGAUAGGAUCAUGAUGUUCAACUAUGUAAAGGGCUGUCACAUGGAAGAGGGAACAAGUUUUUCCCCCUACUGCUCUGGAGUGUAGGAGUCAAGCCAAUGGCUUCAAAUUACAAGAAAGGACUAAGCAUCAGGAAAAGCUUUCUGACAGUAAGACCUGUUCAGCAGUGGAACAGACUCCUUCAGGAGGUGGUCUCUCCUUUCUUAGAGUUUUUAAAUUAGAGGUUGAAUGGCCAUCUGUCAUAGAUGCCCUAGCUGAGAUUCCUGCAUUACAGGGGAUUGGACUAGAUGACCUUUUGGGUUCCUUCCAACUCUACAAUUCUAUGAUUCUCUAAUUCUCUCAUAUAUAUGUUAGAACCUGUGUCACAUGUGUUUUUAAGCCUUGUGCUUUUUGCUCCAAAGCUUCUUUAAAAAAUUAUUAUUAUUAUUUUAUUUACAACAUAGUCCACAACAACUCAUACAUACAAACAAACCCACCACCAUUGACAAUUUAAUUAUCAAAAUUAAACUCCUAUCCCCUUACACAAAGAAAACAUAAAAAUAAAAGACUUCCUUUAUCCUGUAAAUGGCCUCCUUAUUUACUUCUUGUGUACUGUUUAUUUUAUAUGUGAUUAUUACAAUUUUUCCUAAUGAUGACUUAAAAAACCGCAAAGUCUCCUAUAGAAAUCAAACGAAACAAGUCCAGGUGUAUAUUUUGGGGCACUGGUUGGUAAAGUAUUCUCUGCAUUUUCCCCAUUCUUUUUGGAAUUCUUGUCUAGCUUGUCCCUUAAUUGUCUCUGUUAAUCUGGCCAAUUCAGUAUAAUCUAAUAACUUAUCCUGCCAUUCCUUUUUUGCUGGCACAAAUUCUUUUUUCCAAUUUCUGGCAAUUAAGGUGCUCGCGUGCCUGUGGCAUACAGGAAUAUUUUCCAAUCCUCUUUUGCUAUACCUGUGUCUGUUAUUCCUAAUAGGAAAGCUUCUGUAUUUUUACGAAAUUAUAUUUAAACAUUUUUUUAAGUUCAUCAUAUACUAUAUCCCCGAAGCUUUUGAUUUUUUCACAGGUCCACCAGAUAUGUAUAAGUGUCCCUUCUGCUGUACUGCACCUCCAACACAGGUUUGCUUUUGUUUUAUACAUUUUAGCUAUUUUGGGAGGUGUUAAGUACCAUCUAUAAAACAUCUUGAUUAAAUUUUCCCCUAGUGCAAAGCUUCUUCUUUCUUCUUUCUUUUUUAAAUAUUAUUAAGAGUUUACUAAUGCAACUUUACUAAUGGGCCUUAGAAAGCACUGCUAAUAACAAGGCCAGUGGAAGUGAUGGUAUUCCAGCUGAACUAUUUAAAAUUUUAAAAGAUGAUGCUGUUAAGGUGCUACACUCAAUAUGCCAGCAAAUUUGGAAAACUCAGCAGUGGCCAGAGGAUUGGAGAAGAUCAGUCUACAUCCCAAUCCCAAAGAAGGGAAGUGCCAAUGAAUGCUCCAACUACCGCACAAUUGCACUCAUUUCACACGCUAGCAAGGUUAUGCUUAAAAUUCUACAAGGCAGGCUUAAGCAGUAUGUGGACUGAGAACUCCCAGAAGUGCAAGCUGGAUUUUGAAGGGGCAGAGGAACCAGAGACCAAAUUGCAAACAUGUGCUGGAUUAUGGAGAAAGCUAGAGAGUUCCAGAAAGACAUCUACUUCUGCUUCAUUGACUAUGCAAAACCCUUUGACUGUGUCGACCACAGCAAACUAUGGCAAGUUCUUAAAGAAAUGGGAGUGCCUGAUCACCUCAUCUGUCUCCUGAGAAAUCUCUAUGUGGGACAAGAAGCUACAGUUAGAACUGGAUAUGGAACAACUGAUUGGUUCAAGAUUGGGAAAGGAGUACGGCAAGGCUGUAUAUUGUCUCCCUGCUUACUUAACUUAUAUGCAGAAUUCAUAAUGCGAAAGGCUGGGCUGGAUGAAUCCCAAGCCGGAAUUAAGAUUGCCGGAAGAAAUAUCAACAACCUCAGAUAUGCAGAUGACACAACCUUGAUGGCAGAAAGUCAGGAGGAAUUAAAGAACCUCUUAAUGAGGGUGAAAGAGGAGAGCGCAAAAUAUGGUCUGAAGCUCAACAUCAAAAAAACGAAGAUCAUGGCCACUGGGCCCAUCACCUCCUGGCAAAUAGAAGGGGAAGAAAUGGAGGCAGUGAGAGAUUUUACUUUCUUGGGCUCCAUGAUCACUGCAAAUGGUGACAGCAGUCACGAAAUUAAAAGACGCCUGCUCCUUGGGAGAAAGGCGAUGGCAAACCUAGACAGCAUCUUAAAAAGCAGAGACAUCACCUUACCAACAAAGGUCCGUAUAGUUAAAGCCAUGGUUUUCCCAGUAGUGAUGUAUGGAAGUGAGAGCUGGACCAUAAAGAAGGCUGAUCGCCGAAGAAUUGAUGCUUUUGAAUUCUGGUGCUGGAGGAGACUCUUGAGGGUCCCAUGGACUGCAAGAAGAUCAAACGUAUCCAUUCUUAAGGACAUCAGCCCUGAGCGCUCACUGGAAGGACAGAUCAUGAAGCUGAGGCUCCAAUACUUUGGCCAUCUCAUGAGAAGACUCCCUGGAAAAGACCGUGAUGUUGGGAAAGAUGGAGGGCACAAGGAGAAGGGGACGACAGAGGACGAGAUGGUUGGACAGCGUUCUCGAAGCUACAAACAUGAGUCUGACCAAACUGCGGGAGGCAGUGGAAGAUAGGAGUGCCUGGCGUGCUCUGGUCCAUGGGGUCACGAAGAGUCGGACAUGACUAAACGACUAAACAACAAGAACAAUGCAACUUUUAAUUGAUUAAUGCAGCAACAUACCUACUCUUGGGAUAUGGGUGGCACUGUGGUCUGAACCACUGAGCCUCUUGGGCUUGCCAAUCAGAAGGUCAGCAGUUCGAAUCCCCACGACGGGGCGUCCCAGCUCCUGCCCACCUAGCAGUUCAAAAGCACGUCAAAGUGCAAGUAGAUAAAUAGGUACCGCUCCGGCGGGAAGGUAAACGCCGUUUCCGUGCGCUGCUCUGGUUCACCAGAAGCGGCUUAGUCAUGCUGGCCACAUGACCCGGAAGCUGUACACGGCUCCCUUGGCCAAUAAAGCGAGAUGAGCGCCGCAACCCCAGAGUCGUCCCCGAUUGGACCUAAUGGUCAGCGGUCCCUUUACCUUUACCUGCUCUUACUCCAGAAGCCAAUACACGUUUACUAAGAGAUAAGUUCUUCCGACUCCCAUGAGACCUAUUUACCUGGGCGGAAGUAGCAUUAAACUUCAUAGGAAUUACUUCUGGGUAAGUUUACCUUUUUAAACAUGGACAGCAUUGCGCUGUUCAUUAACGAAUCUGCGCCUAACUCCAAUGGAGAGACAAGCAAACUCACUCGGAUACCUACGCCGGGAAGGAACCCAGGAGUCCUGCUCCGGCCCUAGUGGGCUGUCCUUUGCACACGUGACUCUUUUCGGUGCCAGGACGCGGAAGCAAAAGGCUUCCUCCGGCGUUUUCUGUUUCCCGUUGGCGGUGAGCACAGCAAGCGCGUUGCCCGACUCUGGCCGGCAUCAUGCUGGGCCCCAGGAAGGAGGCGGCGGCCCAGGUAGGAAAGGUUUCCUUCCCCGGCGGCGAGUUGGUGGGGCUGCCGCGUCUCCCUCCCUCGGCUCGGCUCGGCUGGCGAGGCCGCGUUCAGCACCACGGCCAGCGACGCGGCCCGGCAGGAGACCGGGAGGCCGAGCCCCGAGGAGGAGGAGACUCAGUCCGGGGCCGAAUGCAAGGGCUCCUCCGGCCCCGAGAGAGAAGCGGAGCCGCUGCUAGGCAAGGCUGGACCACGUGGCCUGGCACUGCCCUGGUCCGAGCCGGAUCCCUGGUCCGCCUCCCUCGCCAGAGGACUGACCCCUGAGCUUCCAGCCUCCCUGCCCGUUGGCCGUGCUGGCUCAUUCCCAGACAUCUGGAGAGCGCCGUGCCGACUACCGACAGGCCUCUGGGGCUCAACAGUGGAAUAGUAACAACCAGGACAACAAUUAGCAUUUCUGCAGCACCUUCCCGAUGUUUGCAACUGCCUUCCCUGAGCUUAUUAAAAAUCUUACAACCUGACAUUGCAGUACUGUCAUCCCCUUAGAGCCAAUAGGAAGCUCAGGCUGGAUUGCUUAAAGCAGAAGUGCCUAACCUUUGGCUCUCCAGAUGUUACUGGACUCCAAUUUCCAACAGCCACAGUCAUCAUAGCCAAUGGUCAGAGACUGAGCAGGUCGUAACCACAACGACUAUCUUCUAUCCCCACUGUCAGAGGCAUGAUGCCUCUGAAUGCCAGUUGCUGGGAAGCACACAUGGGGGAAGUGCAAUUGUCACAUGGGGAGAGUGGUGUUGCAUUCAAGUUCUGCUGUCAGGCUUUCCAAUGAUAGAACAGAGUCCUGGACUAGAUAGGUCCUUAGUCCGAUCCAACAGGGCUUCUUACAAGUUCUGCAGUAUCUGGAGGGCCACAGAAUCUUCUCCCCUGGUGCAGGGAGAUCCAUGGAUAGAUAUCCCAGUUUUCAAAGGGUUAAGAACAGCUGCAGGGAACCCAGUUUGACUUUGGACUUGACCACUAGUGGAGGAAGCUCUUUGCACCAAUUUCCUGAUUGAAGCUGCCUCCUAUCCUCAACUCUGUUAUCUGCACAAGAGGUGUGGACACUGGGAAUAGAUGUUGCAGGAGAAAUAAUAGCUUAGACAGGACCUGCUAAACAAGAGUGGGUCUCCCUUCUGCAUAAACACGCAUACAAGUGCAUUGUAAAUUUCUAAAAUAUUACAAACAGUACCAGAGAACUCUUCUGUAAAAACAGAAAAGGGCGUUUCUGAACAGGAGAAACCAGCUGAAGGAACACCAGCUGAGAAAACCUUACUGUUAGAAACUGAAGUAGAUAAAACUCCCAUUGCCACCCAGGAAUAUGAAAACAAACCUCUUCUUGAUCUUUUUAAUACUCCUGAAUUAUAUGCUAAAUUUGAAAUAGGGUAUUUUAUGUUAUCACUGCAGUAAAAUAAGCUGCAGUUUAAGAAGUAAAUAAGUAUUACAUGUAUUUCAUUUGCCCACACCCCAAAAUUUUCAUUUUGUGCAAGAAAUUAUUAUUAAUAGUAAUAAUUUUAUUAUUUAUACCCUGCCCAUCUGGCUGGGUUUUCCCAGCCAUUCUGGGUGGUUCCCAGCAGAAUAGUAAAAAUAUGAUAGAACAUCAAAUAUUUAAAACCUCCUGUUACAGGGCUGCCAAAGUCAGAUAGUUGUUUAUUUUCUUGACAUCUGAACAGAGGGUGUUCCACAGGGAGGGCACCGCUGCCAAGAAGGCCCUCUUCCUGGUUCCCUGUAACUUCACUUCUCACAGUGAGGGAACCACCAGAAGGCCCUCAGAGGUGGACCUCCAUGUCCAGGCUGAGAGAUGGGGUGGAGAUGCUCCUUCAGGUAUACAGGGCCGAGAAAAGAAGGGUCUUCCUCAUGGCUUUAAUGUUUCUGGAAAAUUUAUAUUGCUUGCAAGUGACUAUAAAGAGGUGGAAGGGAUUUAGUUUGAGGCAUUUUGAAGUUUAAAGUAGUACUACAGUACAUUCUAAAGUAUUAUCUAGGGUUUCCCAAAUAUCUGAGUUCAUUCACACAUGCACACCCCUGAACAUAUAAAGUUGCCAUUGACCCUGACCCAUAUUCUUAGAAAAGUAAAUGAAAGAAAGUGUGCUGGUCCUGGGGGGGGGUUACCGUGAGGCGUGGUCAGUGUCUGGUCCUGGAUUGAGGGUCUGGAGACUAUCCACCAAGGGGGAAGCAGGGUCCAAAGCAAGAAGCCGGGCGUGGACGGGAACUCCAAAAGAACAGGUCUGGGUGCUGGCAGAAACAGGUUUCCAACGACGUUGCUCCUGCAACCUGGGACUGGGCUGACUGGCCUUUAUCUCCUCUGGGGCCUAGGGCGGUCCCGGCCCACAGAUGACUCGCCUCUCCUGGCCUUAAGGCGAGCACUCCUCCUGAGAGAACUUAGUUCCCUCCGCCUCUCUGCCCUGAGCCUCUGCAGCUCAGGAGAGGCUGGAGGGUUACUGGACCCAGGGGCAGCUUCACCUUCCCCUGACAGGGCUGGAAGAGGAGCACCUGCAGGCAAUGGGUCCUCAAUCACCUCUGGAGCCAGAGUGGAUUCAUCUGGUGUCUGCUCCUGAGGAUCCGACACAGGUGAGGGCCCUUCAGAUUCAAGGCCCCGCCCCGGCUCAGCCGGCCCUGGAGGCGGGGACUCCUGUGCAGGCUGAGAUUCCUCCGGUUCAGCCUCUGAAUCAGAUUCCCAGGCCAUGACAGAAAGUCAAGAAAUAUCAAUAUAUAUUAAAUGUUUAUUAAUUAUCAAUCACCAUUGCUAGGGAUCUAAAAAUGUGAAAAAAUAAGGAAGUAAAACAAGCAGAAACUAUUAUUUAUUUAUUUAUUUAUUAAAUUCAUAUACUGUCCUAGGCCCGCAGGUCUCUUUUUUUAAAAAAUAAAUUUUUAUUGGUUUUACAAUUUAAUUUUACAUUCACACAUUAAAUAGAAUCAAAAAGUGUAGAAUUCUCCAAAUUCUCGGACUUCCUCCCUUCCCUCUGUGGAGUCUAAUAACCAUUUUCCACUGCAUAUCAUAUCGUCCUCUAUUUAGCCUUAAAACUCUAUUUAUAUCCAUGGUUCUUUUCACAUUGCAAGUGUUACUUCAGUCCUGCUAAUGUUUACUUAAGUUUACUUAAGAGUACUUAAUGUUCUCUUAAGUAUGUUACAAAAUUUUCCCAGUCCUUGUUAAAUUUGUUAAAUUCCAAUGCUAUCCAUUCUCGAAGCCAGCAGAGGCAGGACGCCUCAUAGCAUAACCUCAGAUCUGGCAGGGAGAAGCCACCUCUUUCUUUAACAUCUGUUAAUUACAUAUUUUAUUCUUGGUUUCUUCCCCUGCCAGAUAAAUUUAGAAAUAUCUUUCUGCCAUUCUUUAAAGUGACCUGUCCCACUGAUAACAUGUAUUGAUUGGAAUAAAAACAACAUUCUUGGCAAUGCAUUCAUUUUUAUAACCGAUAUUCUUCCCCAUAUGCCCGCAGGUCAGACCAAUUCACAAGAUAAAAUUACAAUAUAAAAACACAAAAUACAUAAUCAAAAUAUAAACAGAAACAGCUGAAUAACCCCCCAAAACACUUAAGAACAGUUAAAACAAUUUUUUUAAAAAACUACAAUCAAAAAGCAGUUUAAAAGAAUGCAAACAGAACUCUCUGCUGGGCUGCAGGAGUCCUUUUGUAGUCUGUCAGGGGCCCUAGGCCUAGAGAGAGAGGCAUGAGCAGGACCCACACACUCUCAGCAGCUGUUGCCAUACGGAAGUUUCUCAAUGCCCUUUAUUCGUAAGGCUCUUUGUUCUGAAUUAAUGCUUUUGCCUAAUGUCUUAUAAGCAUAUUUGAAUAUUGUAUCCAAAAUCUCUUGCCCAUUGUCUCUUUACUGAUUUAACCUCUUUACUCCACCCCAGGCCUUUUUUGACCCUCUUUCAACCCCUGGAUAUUUACUUAGCCCCUUGCACAGUCCCACCAAGGUAAAAGGCCCCUGGACGGUUAGGUCCAGUCAAAGACAGCUAUGGGGUGUGGCGCUCAUCCCACUUCAGGCCGAGGGAGCUGGUGUUUGUCCACAUACAGCUUUCCAGGUCAUGUGGCCAGCAGGACUAAACUGCUUCUGGCACACAGAAACACCAUUUACCUUCCCGCUGCAGCGGUACCUAUUUAUCUACUCAUGCUGGUAUGCUUUUGAACUGCUAUGACCGGGGGGGGGGGGAGUGAUAUUUCCACUGAGCUACAGUCUUUCCCCAUACUGGAGGUGGGAGGUUGAGGAUGAGUAAGAAUUGCUCCCCUAUAGAGAUCAGAAAGUUCAUAGCAGAGGUGGGACUGUAAUGGGAGAUCUUCCUGAUUCAUAGCUCCUUAGUCACUACACGGCACCAGCAUUGUCUCUCCUUGGCUGAAAUGUGACUUCAUUACUUGGCUUUGUGAUCUUGAAGAGUUUGGAUUUGGAUUUGAUAUCCCGCCUUUCACCCUCCUGCGGCUCAAAGCGGCUAACAUUCUCCUUUCCCUUCCUCCCCCACAACAAACACUCUGUGAGGUGAGUGGGGCUGAGAGGCUUCAGAGAAGUGUGACUGGCCCAAGGUCACCCAGCAGCUGCAGGUGGAGGAGCGGGGAAUCGAACCCAGUUCCCCAGAUUACGAGACUACCGCUCUUAACCACUACACCACACUGGCUCUCUUGUGACAAUCCAAAAUGCUGAUACAAUGGCUGCAGUUUUUCCUUUCUAAUUCAUUUAUAUCCCUUGUCGCCUCCCCCCCUUUUUUUACUUUUUUAAUGUAGUUCAGCUUGUAGUCUGGCUGCCUGAAACACAGAAGAGAUGUUGCUAGGGGAAGUCUCCAAAGACCUUCUGACUCGGCCACUGACCCGGAAUGAAGUGUUUGCUGUUCUCCUUCGCCUGACCGUCUUUGGGGCUGCCACCUACUUCAGCAUCAAGUGGGUAUCAGAUGCCUUGGACCCAACCCGUAAGCAAAGGAUACAGCUAAAGAAAAAGGUAUAUACAUGGAAUUUACCCACAAAGUCCACUGUGUGUGUGCACCAAUUGGGCUAUAAUUUUGGAAUCCUAAAAUGGUCACAGAUCUUGAUCACUGAUAUUCUGCUGUGGUGAAUACCUCAUAUGUCCUUCCAUAGCAGCACAUCCACAUGCCAAUAAUCGGGGGGGGGGGGGUCGUGUCCUAUGCAUGGCUUUAGCACAACUUAGCAUCACUGUAGCAUUCAAUGACAGGCUGGUCUAUCUUUCUCUUUUUUUCCUGUUUCUUUGUCUCUGCUCAUCUUUCAACAACAAAUGGACAGUAGCCUCCAGUCUUUUGGGGCCCGGGAUCACUUUUAGAAUGUAAGGAACUGUUGCAGGCACCAAAAAACCACACAUUUCACAUUGAUACCCACACCCACAUGCAAAGCAAAUGAAACACAAGCAAAAGAAGGCAAGGGCCCCAGCCAACCUCCCUCCUGGUUUUAUUUUUUGUUGUUUUGGUUUUAACUGAGAUUUUGUACACAAUGUAGAUAUAUUUUUAUAUGAGUUUACAGUAGAUAAAUAUAAAAUGAACUAACUAAAUACUAGAUAGCUAACAUUUAAAAAUAUCUGUGUGAGAGGACAAAGGAGCUAUCUCCUUAUGGGAUAGUUUCCAGGUGUAUAUUACUUUCGUAACUUAAGUCUCCCUUCUGGGAUCCAUUUGUGAACAGAAUGUGUGAGUAAACUCUUUUUAUACUUUUAUAGAAGACUGUGUUGCAUCUAUCUUUUUAUGACGGACUAAAGGGGAAAUUACCAAGGAAACUUAUUUUAGAGGCUUUAGCAAGCCUAAGCAAACACAUCCUCUGCGAAAGUUUAAAAAGGGGAAUCAUAGAAUCAUAGAAUCAUAGAGUUGGAAGAGACCACAAGGGCCAUCGAGUCCAACCCCCUGCCAAGCAGGAAACACCAUCAGAGCACUCCUGACCUAUGGUUGUCAAGCCUCUGCUUAAAGAUCUCCAAAGAAGGAGACUCCACCACACUCCUUGGCAGCAAAUUCCACUGUCGAACAGCUCUUACUGUCAGGAAGUUCUUCCUAAUGUUUAGGUGGAAUCUUCUUUCUUGUAGUUUGGAUCCAUUGCUCCGUGUCCGCUUCUCUGGAGCAGCAGAAAACAACCUUUCUCCCUCCUCUAUGUGACAUCCUUUUAUAUAUUGGAACAUGGCUAUCAUAUCACCCCUUAACCUCCUCUUCUCCAGGCUAAACAUGCCCAGCUCCCUUAGCCGUUCCUCAUAAGGCAUCGUUUCCAGGCCUUUGACCAUUUUGGUUGCCCUCCUCUGGACACGUUCCAGUUUGUCAGUGUCCUUGUUACUCUACUAAAUGUUACUCUACUAAAUUGUCACUCUACUAAAUUGUAGAACUUGUUAACACAAGUUGGAAAGGAUAUAAUCAAACAAUAUAUCCUCUGCUGCAUCCCUGAACAUUCCCACAAUAGGCAUGAUGCUCUGAGAGAAAAAUACCAUCUGCCAGAGGUGGCCCUAUGGCAAUACUUGCAGCUACAUCUUUUAGUAACUUUGUUUGGUCUGGUGGCCUGCUCAGCAUCUGAGACACCCAAAAUUUGGAGCAAUUGGAUAAUUCAUUUGAAACAAAAAAGCCAGCAAUUACUUUUUAUAGGUAUUUAUUAUCAACAAGUAAGUUUGAUAUACAGAGUUUAAGAAAUGAUUGGAAUAAAGAGUUGGAAUGUUCACGAUUACCUAGACCAGGCAUGUCCAACAGGUCGAUUGCGAUCUACUGGUUGAUCGCCAGGAAGUUUCUGGUAAAUUGCCAGUAGAUUGUGUGUUCUUUAGUGAUCGCCAGCCUAAAAGGAAAAAAAAGCUCCCCGUAAAAAAAGCUCAACAACUCUCCCCCCCCCCCCCAAAAAGCUCAAUAACCAUGGGCAAUUGCAUGGAGAGCUCCUUCCCUCUUGCUGACAGAGAGCUCACCAGUCUGUGUGUGAGUGUGUUGUGCGGGAUGGCUGGAUGGCUCCCCCUCCUUCAUGCUGACAAAGAGCUGGCCAGUAUGUGUGUGAGUUUGCAUGUGUGCGUGGGAUGGCUCCCCUUCCCUCGAGGAUGUAGCAGGGAUGCUGCCCUGUGCCUAUCAGAGACCGGAUCCUAGCCUGCACCCUGCUUGGUCAAAGGGGGAUGCAGGCUGAGACUUGGGCAGUGCCAGGGGGCAAAUCCAAGGGCUGACCAUGGGCUUCCCUUGCCCAUUUAAGCAGCCCACACCUGGGACACUCCCUCUUCCUUCCCUUGCCGGUUUCCAGUGUGGAUCUCUGUAGGUCUCCUGCAUUGUGACUAGGAAAGUCUUAGACCUCGCCUGGGAUCUCAUCCUUCCUUGCCCGCCUGCUUUUUGUAUCCACGCUGCAUCAUGCAGGCAAGAGAGGAACAGGCGUCUGUCCCGGUUUCUGCAUUUGCCAGGAUUCAUCGUUGCAAGGGAGCUUGGGAAACUGAGUUCCCUUGCAUGUUGAGUAGUUUCUUUGCGAGGGCUGAGGAUCCUGGGAAACUGAGUUUUCCAGCCAUUUGGGGCUUUCUGUGUUUGUGUGGGGGAAAGUUUUUCUGUUGGCUAAAAAGCUGUUUUUUGAGGCUGGUUUGUUUCCUGCUUACAUAAUGUGGUCUUCAGUAAUCAAAGAAUUCAGGAAUUGGAUACCAGCACUGUUGGGGUCUUUGUUGAUUGUUGGUGCAUUUUAAGACUGAAGCCAUGUGGGGCCAGGGGGCGGGUGCUGGUUGGGUUGUUAUUUUCCUGUGCCUUCCAGGUGGGCGUGCUCUUGCUGAAGUUUCCAGUGCUACUGCUUUAAAUAAUAAAUGAAAAUGAAUUAAAAGGAAUAAAUAAAUAAUUUUUUAAAAUAAUCAUUGUGCAUUUUAAGUUAACAAACAGGGUAACUGAGCCACUGGUGCUUCCGCUUGCCGCAGGUUCCUGAUGUGGGGCAGGUCCCAGCCUCCAUUGGGGUGGCAUUGUUUUGCAGCAAGGUUUGAUUUUGAGGUGGUUUGUGUGCAGCUUUGGCUGUGCGGUUGCAGGGGAAUACAGCUUUUGUUUUAAGUUCAGUUCUGAGGUUUGCUACUGCAUUUGCUUUUAGCUUUUUGGUUUGCUUUGGAGGUAGUGUGGUGUGGGUACAGUUGUUUGGGCGCCAUAUGUGAAAUCGAAAGCCUAGCACGCAUCUACUGGCUCCUCAGAUCUGUGUAAACUACUUAGCUGAGUUGGUUUUCCUUGUCUGGGUGUUUUGUAUCUUAAAGGUUGUCACACUUUACAAAGCAGGCAGUCUUCUGUCUUGCUGAGUUAGUUUUUAAAUCUGUUCUUUCAGAAGAAUUGGAACGUGUCCAGAGGAGGGCAACCAAAAUGGUCAAAGGCCUGGAAACGAUGCCUUAUGAGGAACGGCUAAGGGAGCUGGGCAUGUCUAGCCUGGAGAAGAGGAGGUUAAGGGGUGAUAUGAUAGCCAUGUUCCAAUAUAUAAAAGGAUGUCACAUAGAGGAGGGAGAAAGGUUGUUUUCUGCUGCUCCAGAGAAGCGGACACGGAGCAAUGGAUCCAAACUACAAGAAAGAAGAUUCCACCUAAACAUUAGGAAGAACUUCCUGACAGUAAGAGCUGUUCGACAGUGGAAUUUGCUGCCAAGGAGUGUGGUGGAGUCUCCUUCUUUGGAGGUCUUUAAGCAGAGGCUUGACAACCAUAUGUCAGGAGUGCUCUGAUGGUGUUUCCUGCUUGGCAGGGGGUUGGACUCGAUGGCCCUUGUGGUCUCUUCCAACUCUAUGAUUCUAUGAUUCUAGUCCCUAUUGUAAAAAAAAAUGAGUGCUCCAAAGAAGUCCAAAACCUAUCAUUUUCAUAAGGAAUCGGAAAUUGAGUAUUUCUUUGUGAUGGUGAAAGAGAAGUGUUGUUGUUUAAUUUGUAACACCUCUGUGUCCUUACCAAAAAAGGGUAACUUGGAACCCCAUUAUAAUGCUUUCCACCGUAGUAAAUUUGAUGUCAAUUUUCCAGUCAAAAGUGGAAUUCAUAAACUUAAGCUCAAAGAACUCAAAGCAAAAUUCUCAGCAGCAAUUACUGGUAAAAUCCAACUCACAUUCUAACAAUGCAACCAUGUCAUCCUUCAACCUGAUUGCUAAAAAGUGCAAACCUUUCACAGAAGGGGAGUUUGUAAAAGAGUGUUUUCUUGCAGCAGCUGAACAUCUUUUUAAAGGGUUUAAAAAUUAAAAAGAGACCAUAGCUGCUAUCCAAGGUCUUCAAUUAUCAAGAAACACAGCCAUACAGUGAAUGGAAAACAUGUGUAAAAAUAUUGAUGAACAGCUGUUGAAAGAUGUGUCCAGUUGUGUUGCUUUCUCACUCUAGCUAGACAAAUCUACAGACAUCAGUGACACAGCUCAGCUACUAGUUUUUUAUUUGUAUGGUUUUUAAAUAUUACAGCACAAAAGAAGAACUACUUGGGAUAGUUUCUUUAAAAGAGAAAACCACCAGUGAAGAAAUAUUUAAUUCCUUCUAUUCCUUUAUAAACAAGCUUAAUGUUCCAUUACACAAGCUUGUUGCCAUCACUACGGAUGAAGCAAAAGCCAUGACAGGUCGGGUUAAUGGAUUUAUUGCCCUUUUUCGACAACAUGGUGAUUUCCCUGACUUCCUUGCGUACCACUGUAUCAUUCACCAGCAAGUUUUGGCAAGCAAGAAACUGAACACAAAGCAUAUCAUGGACAUAGCUUUUAAAAUUGUAAAUUCAAUUCGUGGAAAAGCACUUCAAAGGCGGCUUUUCAAUCUCACUCUUGAGGAAGGGCAGCUAGAAUUAAUUUUACACAGAGAUGUAAGGUGGCUCAGUAGGCACAAAUUUUUGGUAAGAUUUCGUAGUUUGUAGGAAGAAAUAAUAUCCUUUUUGAAGGAGAGGGGAGAUGAGUACGCUCAGUUAGAAGAUGAUGAGUGGUUAUUUGAUCUGGCUUUCCUUGCUGAUUUCACAGGUAAACUUAGUGAUAUGAACCUAGAGCUACAAGGUAAAGGUAAAGGCAUUGGCAAGAUGAUUAUCAUAGUUUCAUCCUACAAAACAAAAUUUAAGCUAAUGACGGCUGACUUUACAAUCAAAAUUUUUGAUCACUUUCCUAAUAUGCAGGACCAUCUGGGAAAAAAUCCUGACUUUGUUUUUCAAACAGAGAAGUAUGUGGCCAAAAUUGGUUCUGUUAUUCUGUAGUUAAAAAAGAUUUGGUGACUUCCAAAAAAUUGAAUUAAUUGUAGAGUACAUGUCAUUUCCAUUCAAAUCUGAUUUGGACUUUUAAAAAAUUGCAGUCAUUAUCAGUACAAAUUACUCAUUGUGCAAAAUAUCUCUUGAAAAUGAUAUAUUAACUCUGAAAAAUGACAUUUUUAUGAGGGCCCAUGCAAAAGAAGAAGAAUUUUGGGAGUUUGUGCCUAUACAGAAAUUUCCAAAUUUGAGAAGAUGCAGUGAAAUUCUACACUCAUGUUUCGGUUCUACUCCAUGAUAAUAUGACAGCAACAAUCAUAGAUAACAAUGGCUCUCAAAGUGAACCAUUCACAGUGGGAUCAGGUGUUAAACAGGGUUGUGUUAUUGCCCCAACUCUAUUGAUUAUUUUCAUUGCCAUGAUCCUACACUUUGUCAAAGGGAAACUCCCCACUGGAGUAGAAAUCAUAUAUCGAACAGAUGGAAAGCUCUUCAAUCUGAGCAGGCUGAAAGCAAAGACUUCUGUCAUAGAGCUUCAGUAUGAUGAUGACAACGUAGUGUGCGCACGCUCAGAGAAUGACCCCCAAACUAUCCUAAAUAUCUUUGCAGAAGCUUACAAAAAGCUUGGCCUAUCACUCAACAUCCAAAAAACCAAAGUGCUGCACUAACCAGUACAAAACAACCCCUCUGCAGCACCACAAAUCCAACUCAAUGGUGUAACAUUGGAAAAUGUCGAUCACUUUUCCUACCUAGGCAGUUAUCUUUCCACAAGGGCCAACAUUGAUGCCGAAAUCCAGCAUCGCCUGAGCUCUGUGAGUGCGGCUUUCUCCCUAUUGAAGUGCAGAGUGUUUGAGGACUGGGACAUUCACUCCCUAUUGAAGUGCAGAGUGUUUGAGGACUGGGGCAUUCACAGGGAAACCAAAAUGCUUGUUUACAAAGCUAUUGUACUACUAACCUUACCAUAUGCUUGUGAAACAUGGGCCACUUAUAAAAGCCAUCUCCAGCUGCUCGAAAGAUUCCAUCAGUGGUGUCUCUGAAAAAUUUUACACAUCACUUGGGAAGACAGGAGAACUAAUAUCAGUGUACUGGAAGAAGCAAAGAUCACCAGUGUCAAAGCGAUGAUUCUUCAACAUCAAAUUCAUUGGACUGGUCAUGUUGUGCACAUGCCUGAUGAAUAUCUUCCAAAGCAACUACUCGAUUCCAAACUUAAAAAUGGAGGUUUAAAGACUGGCUCAAGACAAAUCUAAAAAAUGUAGUAAAAACACUGAAAACUGUGAAACACUGGCCUGCGAGCACUUCAGUUGGAGAACAGCCUUUACCAAAGGUGUCAUGGGCUUUGAAGACACUCAAACUCAGGACGCAAGGAAGAAAUGUGCUAAGAGGAAGGCAUGCUUGGCAAAUCCACACCAUGAUCAGCUCCCACCCGGAAACCUAUGUCCCCACUGUGGAAGAAUGUGUGGAUCCAUAAUUGGCCUCCACAGUCACUUACGGACUCAUUGUUAAAACCGUGUUUAUGGAAGACAAUCUUACUUGGCUACGAAUGAUCACCAAAGAAGAAAGAAGAAGACGAUUUCCCACAUUUACUAAAUUUUGGAAGAAAGUGCUGGACUAUAUAAACAAGACACAGCGGGAAAUGUUAAGAUGCUCUUGAACUAUAUACUAGUUCUGUUGGCAACAGGACUGAGGAAAUGGAUUCUACAUACCCUAAUGGUGGCCAAGAGACAGAUGAACUGGAAGAAUAGCGAUACAAUUCCCCUUAAUCAACGGCUUGAAAACACGACAACAUUGGCAAUGUAUGAACAGACACACACUUUCUUUGAAUAAAUAUAAUGAUAUUUUGAAUGAGUUUACACAUAAUAAAUUAGUCGAAACAAAAACAAAAAAUCCUUCCAGCAGCACCUUAGAGACCAACUGAGUUUGUUAUUGGUAUAAGCUAUACCAAUAACAAACUUAGUUGGUCUCUAAGGUUCUACUGGAAGGAAUUUUUUGUUUUGUUUUGACUAUGGCAGACCAACACGGCUUCCCAGCUGUAACCAUAAUAUAUUAGGUUAUUGACAGUUAUAUGUGUAUUAGGAUAAGAAAAAUACAGCCAGAUGGGUGGUGUAUAAAUAAUAAAUUAUUAUUAUUAUUAUUAUUAUUAUUAUGUAACAGUAUUUUUUUCCAUUCUCACUCACUUUUUUAUUUAUUCCUUUUCCUCACUCUAUCUUUUAUAAAUGAAAUUCUUCUUCUAAAAGUGCCAGGUGCAAGUCACUGUGUGUAGUCAUGACAAUAGCAAGUCAUGACAAUAGCAGAGUCCUAUAUUAAAUCUCUGAGAUAAAGGGAGGACUGCAACUCUGGGCCUCUUUGUUUUGUCGGCAGGCGGAACGCUUGAUGAAGCAGAUUGGGGUGGAAGGAGUAAAGCUGGCAGAGCAUGAGAUGAUCAUUGCCGCUCACCUGGUGGUUCCAAAGGAUAUCAAGGUAGGUGGCCAGGCUGCUGCUCCUCUUGACAAAACGCAAGAGAGUUUUGAGGCUCUCUAAUCUGCUGAAGAAAAAUGGACAGGGAAAAAAAAGUUGCACAUAUCUUAGUUCUGAAAUGAGAUUGUGUGGGUUCACACCAGAAUUAGUAAUUCAGAUCUGGAACUUUAGCACUUUGCAGCACAUCAAUAUAGACUGUUGGGUCUUUGACUGGUGGGUUGGGACCCACUCUCAGGUCAUGACCUGAUCCAAGAUGGGUCACAACAGCAGCACAACCACCAGGCGAAAUACCACUCUACAAAUGGCAAACAAUUAAGACAUGGGCCCCAUAUGUCUGUUUGGGUCAGUUCUUUAAAAAGGAUGAAAAUUGCUGAUGUAGACAACCCUUUAAACCAAGAAUAGAUAGAAAAGGUCCCUACCCCAAAGAGCUUAGUCUGAAUGGUUGGUUAUAAUGGAGGAAAAACAGUGACAGAAUGAAUAGAAAAGCCAAGGAUAACAGGAAAAUAGUGCAGUUACAUUUAGAUUCAAAUUUCUAACCUUUGUUAGUCCCUUUGUUAUCUGCCAACUGCUCACAGCUUGUCCCACCUACAGGUAACUUGGAAGGACAUUGCAGGCCUGGAUGAGAUGGUCAGCGAACUCCAGGACACUGUGAUCCUCCCAUUCCAGCGGCGACACUUGUUGCAGCACUCCAGGCUCUGCCAGCCCCCAAGAGGUAUUUAUUUUGGAACAAGGGGCAAUUUACUAGUUACUCAAUAUCAUUUUUGAGACUUAAGGAAAGUGUUUCCUUCCUUUUAAAAUCUGCAUUAUUUAGCCAAACCCUACAUAUCAAAUGAGUUAUUAUGGUCAGAGGGUUAGUUUGCUACCUGUUGUCCACUUAAGAAACUUGCUGGGUAUGUACAAGUGACUCCCCAUUUACCCAGGGGUUCUGUUCUGGGCCCCCACACACAAAAGCAAAAUUGCAUAAAACGGCCUGCCAUUCCUUCAUCUCCCGCAAGCCGGGGUGGGGGUGGGGGUGGAGCUUCCACAGCUGACACACGCAGGGAGGGAUGGCGGGGCUCGGCUAAGAGCUGCUCCCCGUUUCCAGGAACCACUUCUGGGGACCUGGCACCACACAUGCACACAAACAGAACAUACAUCAACGCGGAAUUGCCUCAGUCAGUUGGGCAGCAGCAAGAGCAGCAUUAGGUAUUAAACAUUAAUACUUCCAUUAGCAUUUUUCCGUCGACAACAAAAACAACAUUUCCCCCAGCUUGAAAGCGUUAUUCCAACAGAAUUAAAUUAAAUGCUCUACUCAGUUUAAAUUUAACAAAUCCCUCCAAAUCAAAGCUACUUUAAUUAAAGUUCCGAUUAGUGCACACAUUCACGGUCAAUUACACUAAUAGGUGGACUAAAUUGCCUCUAAGGUACCUUACAACUCUAAGUCUCAUGUGAUUCUGUUUUUUAAAAAGGCUGCCCACCACACUCCAAUAUUCUUCCUUCAAAUUGUGUCAGUCAGCACUCCAAAUAAAAUGACAUUCUGGAUAUCCUGAGCCAAAAGCUGUAAGGGGUGCGAGUGCUCAGCAAGAUGACAGAAACACGACGCCUCUGUUUCUGCUGCUUGUCUGAGAUGGUGAAACAGAGGAUUGUAUCCAAUGCUUGUCCUACUCAGAGAAGACCAACUGAAUAUAAUGAAGAAGAGUAAAUUAUGUCCAUCAUUUUCAAUGGGUGCACUCUGAGUAGAACUUAUAUGGACACACCUCUGAGACACUGGCAAACUACAGUACAUAGAAGGAUGGGGGGGGCUGAAUUUUUCUUGGUGGGUCACAAGUUGUGCCCAUUGUCCCUUUCCUAAAAUGGUUACUGUAGUUAGAAUAUGAGUUGUUGGUGCAGUGCACAUGGGCACAAAUGUGCCUGCAGAGGUUUCCCUGAAGCCUGCAGGGUCCCUUUCCUUGCAAUGCUGGAGUUAGGCUUGAAAGAAGCAUUCUGUUAUAGACAAGAGAAGCCUUUUUCUAAGGGGGGUGUCAACUCUCCCUUCUCCUGUUCUGAAACGCCCACCUCACAAAACAGAUGUUGGCACCUGAGACAAACCACUAGUGUCCCCCUCCCUGCUAGGGAAGAAAGGGUGAAUGAAGAUCUACAUCGGGAUCUGCUGCCCUGAGAUGGUCACCUCACCUUGCCUGAUUGUUGUGUGUGGAGCGAGAGAUCUUCCUGGAGAUGGCAGCCGGGGAGGAAUGCUUAUCUUUUGCCUCCCCAGCUGCCCUCUGCAAGAAGACCACUCUCUAACUAGGCUGGGGUGGGGUGGGGAGAGAAGCACAUUUUCCAAGCCUAAUGGUUGGGGGAGUGUGCAAGUAUUUGCUGUGUAGACAUAUGCGUGUGGCUGCAGUGCAUGUGUGCAUGAUUGUGGUAUGUACAAUGCCCACAAGUUUCUCUGAUCUGCACAUCUGCCCAUGAGCCCCAGAGGGCUGGCAAUCUUUGAAUUAGAAAAUUGUUCCUGGUGGGCUUUAUAAUACAAUCAGAAAGUGGGGAUGAACUUCUCACAUAAAAAAGGGAGGUAGACUGUGAACCUGUGCUGAUGGGUUUUUCCUUGCUACCAGGUGUCUUGCUUUAUGGCCCUCCGGGUUGUGGGAAAACCCUUCUUGCCAAAGCAACAGCCCAGGCUUCAGGAUGCAGGUUCAUCAACCUGCAAGCAUCUACGCUGACGGACAAAUGGUAUGGAGAGUCACAGAAGCUCACAGCUGCCGUCUUCUCACUGGCAACCAAGCUUCAGCCCUGCAUCAUUUUCAUAGAUGAAAUAGGUAAUGUUUGUAUCCCUUCCUCCCAUAUCCCAACAUCAGCGUCCUCUGCCAUGGUUGCCUCUCCUUACUCUUAAGUCACUUCUAGAUCUCUUUUACACUCUCAGUCUCCCAGCCAAUUCCUCCUUCCCUUCCUUUCUUGAACAUAUAAAGGUAAGAAUUGCUCUGUCAUAUCAGGCUAAAGAGCCACCUGGGCCAGUGUUCUGUUUCUUCCAACAACCACUGGUUAGAUAGCUCUAAUAAUGCUCAAACAUCCUGCGAAGGUAAGGAAAAGGAGUAAAAGACCCUCUUGCUCCUUCUCUACCCAGUCAGUCACUGUGCUCUGCAGGUGAGGGCCUCCUGCAGAUACCACCUUCUCCAGUGGUUCAGACUGCAGAAUAUAGGAAUCAGGCUCUAGUGUUGCGGCUCCUACCCUUUGGAAUUCCCUCCUGUUAAAUAUUAGGCACAGACUAUCCAUGUUUUCAAUGCCUACUGAAGACUACACUUGAUCUUAGUCAAAAGGCCAAGAAGCUGUUGAUUUUAUGAAGUUUAUCUCACUACACUGCGGGCUGUAUAAACAAGCCAGGGAUCAAUUAAUUAAAAUUUUAAUGGCAAAUUUACCUGGGAAUUCUGAAACCUACUAUCUCAAGUAUCUACUCAAAGAUAUGACAAAUUAUUACCCUGGCUGUGGCAAAAUUUCUCUCGGAGGUAAUAAGAAUUAGAAAUAAACAUGCUCCGGAUAAAACACAGUGACUCUCCUGGAAUAUUUUCUAUGUAUUCCUGCUUUAAGAAGGUCUCUGGACUGUAAUAAAGAAUGUGUUUGCCUACUGUGUGCCUACUAAAGACCCUGCUCUUUCACAAGCCUUUUUUUUAAAAAAUAUUUUAUUAAGGAUUUUCUUGUUUUACAGAAGUAAGUGUAAUGCCUCGUAUUUUUUUUUCCAUGUAACAUUUUUACAAAUCUGUUUCAUUUGUUGAGGCAUUAGGGGGAGAAGAAAAAAAGGAAAAAAGAAAGGGGGGUGGAGAGAGGGAAGAUGGAUGGGGUGGGGUCGGGUGGCGGUGUUUCUAUUAUGUUUAAUGUAUGUAGAGUUUGGUGUCAGCAUUGCUUGUGUUGUUCACUUGUGUUCCUUUGGUGGUGAGAGAGGUUGGGGUUGGCCUAGGGUGUGAUUGUUUGCUUGUGAUUGGCUGUGCUGAUCUUUGUUUUCGUGUGUGAGUGAGGUGGGUGGGUGUUUUGGAUCAGGUUAGCCAUAUUGAUUUGUAUGCUGUUGGUGGAUUAUUGUCAUUGUCCUGUUGGGCUGUGUGUGUGAUAAAGGGGAGCCAUACCGGGGUGAAGGUGUCUUCUUCUGUUUGUCCCCGUGUCAGUUUCAGUUUAUUAGUUAAUUUUUCUAGUAGGGCUGUUUCCCAUACUAUUUGGUACCAUUGGUCCAUGUUUACUCCUGACAGGUCUCUCCAGUGUCUGGUUAUGGUGUUUCUGGCUGCUGAAAGUAGGUGGGUUAUGAGUUCUUUGUGGUGUAAAUUGGCAUUGUUGUCUUGGAAGAUGUUUAGUAGGGCCAAUUCUGGGGUGAUGUCUAUUACUUGCUUAGUUAUUUUACAUAUUUCUUGUAUGGCUGUUGUCCAGAAUAGUUGGAUUUGGGGACACUCCCACCACAUGUGGAGGUAUGUGCCUGUGGAGGUGCACCCUCUCCAGCAUUUUGGUGAGGUUCCUGGGUGUAUUAGCGCUAGUUUCCUUGGUGUUAGGUACCACCUGUAGGUGAGUUUCAGUGUGAGUUCUUUUCUUUUCGUUGAUAUGGAUUUAAAGGGGGGUUUAGACCACAUUCUGGUCCAUUGAGUGGGGUUAAUCUCAGAGCCUAUGUCAUUCUCCCAUUGUUUUUUGAUUGCAUCUAGGGGAUUUGCAGGAUUUUGGAGUAGUAUUUUGUAUAUUGCGGAUACCGUCCCUUUACCGUUUCCCUUUGUUGUUAGGAGGAGGUUUUUGAAGGUUACCAGGGGCCUAGUUGCUGCUGAUUUUACUGUUGGGUUGUUUAAGAGGGCAUGUAGUUGGUGUUGUGUUAACCAGGGCAUUUGGGUGUCUUCUAGUUUGUCUUGUAUUUCUUGUGUUGACAAGGGUUUGUUAUUUUUAUAAAAGUCUAUUAGGCGAUAUAAGCCUUUGGUUUGCCAGGUUUUUAUCUGGAGGUUUUGUGCUGCAUGAUGGAAUAAUGGGUGGUACGUGUAAUGAGUAUGGGUUGCUCGUGCGUAAGUUGCCGCCUCUCCUGGCUAUGUUGCCUUGUUAAACCUUUCUGUCUGGACAGCCCUUCACUUCGUGGCUGCCUCAGUCGCUAGCAGAAUCCGUCAGUGGGCGUUUCUUAAACCUUUUCCAACAUAAAAGUUGUUUGACGCCAAGUCUCCUCCUACUCUCCCUGCACGGAAGCCUUCUGCGCAGGGAGGGCAUGGGUAGCGGAGGACCCGUGCUCUCCCCGCUGGUGUCCGGUGAAGAGUCCUGGAGCCCUCUCGCCGAUUCCCCCAUCUGCCCCCCUUUAUCCCUGGUGUUGCGCUGAUUUGCUUCCCCAUCUGCUGAGCUGCCUCUCUCCCUGCUGGGCCCUUCUCCAGCAUCAUUUGAGAGCCUUCCCUCCGCCUCUAGCUCCGAUGUCAGUUCCCUGACAGUACGCCAGGGGGAUUAGUGGGGAUGGGGUUGGGGAUAGUUUGCCUAUUUGUGUUUUCCAUGCUUUGAGCAUGGUCUGUGUGUACCUGUUAAGUGUUGUGGGAAUUUUCUUUAGUUUGUUUGGGAGGAGUGGGUAUGUUGUGGUGCAGGUAUUUUCGAUUGUGUCCCUCUCUAGGUGUACCCAUUGUUUUGUCUCAUCUUCUAGUAUAUAUGGGAUUAUAUGGCGUAUUUGGUUGGCAUUGUAAUAUGCUUCUAUGUUGGGGAUUCCCCAUCCUCCUUCUGAGGUGAGGAGGUGCAGGUAUUUGAGGCUUAUUCUUGGUUUUUUUAUGUGAGAAGAUGAAAGAGUGUAGUUUUCUCUGCCAACUGCGAAGUUGGGUUGAGGGGAUCCAGAUUGGGAGGGUUUGGAAUAGGUAGGUUAGUUUUGGGAGUGUGAUCAUUUUGAUCAUGGCUAUUUUGUCUGAGAGAGUGAAAUUCAUGUUAUUCCAUCUCUUUAGGUCUUUGUUAAUUUGUCGCCACAGGGGCUUGUAGUUGUGGAGGUACAAUUUAUUGAGGUUUCUGGUUAUUUGUACCCCUAGGUAUCUGAACUUGGUGUGGCAAAGUUUUAUUUUGGUGACCUUCGUGAGUUCUUUUUGGGUGUGAGGAGGGGUGUUGAAGCACAUAGCUUCUGAUUUUGUAAAAUUUACCUGUAGGCCCGACACCAUUGCAAAUGUGUUGAGUUCUCUGAUUAGGGAGGUUGCUGUGCUUAUGGGGUCUGGUGUUGUGACCACUAGGUCAUCUGCAAAGAGCCCUAAUUUAUAGGUUCUGCCUUUUAUUUCCACUCCCUUGAUGUCUGUGGCUGCUCGGAUGCGGAUUGCUAGGGGUUCCAGAGCCAGGAUAAAUAAGAAGGGAGACAGUGGGCAUCCUUGUUUCGUGCCUCUUUGGAUAGCUAUAGUAUUAGAAUCCAUAUUGUUAGUUCUGCAUUUUGCUGAGGCUUGGGAGUAUAUUUGUUUGAGGAUUUGUAGGAAGUUGGGGCCAAAUUUCAUGUUAGUUAGUACUGCUAAUAUGUAUUUCCACUCUAAGCAAUCAAAGGCUUUGAGGAUGUCUAGGGACAUAAUUGUCAAUGGGAGUUUGGUUGCCUUGCUGUGUUCAAUCAGGUUCAGUAGUUUCCUGAUGGGGUCUGUUAUAUUGUGGCCAGGGACAAAGCCAGUCUGGUCUGGGGCUAUUAACUUGUGUAGGAAGAUUUUUAGGCGGUUGGCCAAGAUUGAUGUGAAUAUCUUGUAGUCUUGGUUUAUUAAUGAGAUUGGGCGGUAUGAUUCUACUUUGAGGCUGUCUUUUAGCGGUUUUGGGAUGGAGACUAUUUUGGAGUGGGUCCAGGUUUUGGGGAUGGGGCCCCCCUUUUAUGAUGUCGUUGAAUAGGCGGGUCAUGUAGGGCAUCAAGGGUUCUUUGAAUUUCCUAUAGAAUUCUGCUGUGAAGCCAUCUGGGCCUGGGGCUUUGUGUGGUUUCAGGUUUUUGAGGACCGCAUCUAUUUCCUCUAGGGUGAUAGGGCUGUCCAUGAAUUCCUGUUCCUCAUCAGUUAGGGUAGGCAUGGUCAGUCCUGCUAGAAAUGUUCUGAUUUCCUUCUCUGGUGGGUUAUGGGAGGUGUAUAGGUUGGAGUAGAAUUCUGCAAAUUCUGAGGUUAUUUCUUCGGGGGAGAAUGUUAUGUUGCCGUCUUUUUUGGUGAUGCAGUGUAUUCUUGUUUUGAGUGCUUUUCUCCUACAUCUAUUUGCUAGUAAUCUGGAGUUUUUCCCCUCCAUAUUCAUAGAAACGUUGUUUAGAGUAUAGAAUGUUGAUCAUUGUUUUGUUAAUUUCUAGGGAGUCUAGUUCUCUCCUUUUUUGUUCUAUAAGUUUGAGGAGUUUUUUAGAUCCUGUUUGUUUGUAGCGUGAUGAGAGGGCUGUGAUGUCUUGUUCUAUUUUGCUAAUUUUUGAGGAGGUUUGUUUUUUAAGGAAUAUUUUCUCUUUUAUGCAAGCUCCUCUGGUGACCGCUUUCAUUGCGUCCCAUAGGAGGGGGGUUGUUAUAUUGUUUACAUCGUUUUCCUUGAAGUAGUUUUGGAGGGUUUUUGUGAGAUUCUCUCUAAUUUGUUUGUUUGUAGUUAGGAUGGGACUGAAGGACCAUGAUGGGGUGGUUUGUGUUCCUUCUCCUAUUUUAACGAUGACUUCUACUGGGGCGUGAUCUGUGAUUUUAAUGUUACCUAUGUUUGUUGAUUCCACUGAGGGGAUCAGACCCUGUGUGAGUAGAAUGCUGUCCAAUCUGGAUACUGUAUCAUGGCGUCCCGAUUGGAAUGUAUGGCUGAUGUCUCCCGGGUUUUGCUCACCCCAAAUGUCGUAGAGACCCCUGUUUUUUAGCAUUUUUAGUAACUUGUAAGGGUUCCUAGUUGUUGGGGGUUUCCUUCGGAGGAAGGUUGCCCAUGGGGUUGUAGGGUGGAUAUCUUUCAGGGAUAUACCUUUCAUAUUUAGAUUGAGGUCCCCUCCUAGGAUUGCUCCCCUUCAGAGACGGAGAGGAAUUUGUUUAGUGUCUUCUGGAAGAAUUCUAAUUGUUUCGUGUUUGGGGCAUAUAUGGAGCCAAUUAUCAGUUUGAUUUUGCCAUCUAGUGUCCCUUUAGCGAAAAUGAAUCUGCCUUUUUUGUCCUUGAGGACUAUUGUGGCAGUGAAGUUCAGGUCUCUACUGAGUAUUAUGGCUACACCAUGAGCUUUCCCUGAGCCUCAUGCGACCCACUGUUGACUGAAGCGGGGGUCGCUCAGGAGUUUGCUGCCUUUGGGUGGGUUGUGUAUUUCUUGUAGGAAGGUGAUGUGUGGUUUCAUGGUGUUUAUGUAUGAGGUGAUGCGUUUUCUUUUGAUGGGGUUUCCCAGCCCCUCACGUUUAAUGUAAUUGCUUUUAGGUUAGCCAUCUUGCUUAUCUAUUAUGUGGGGCGAUUCCCUGCCAACCCGUUUGGGUUGUCUUGUAUCUCUCUCUUCGUGUUGUUUAAAGAACCAGUGGGGUUGCGCUGACCUAGGGUGUGGUGGGUGGGGGGCUAAUGGGAUUAGAGUAAGAUUUGGGUUAAAGAGUAGGGGGUAAGUUGUAGAGAGUUUCCUAUAUGUAGUCAUAUAGGUAUUUGUUUGGGGUAUUUUAGGCCAUCUGGCAUUUAGCCGGUUGGUCCUAGGUCUCAGCUGGUGUAGAAGGCCGUGUUCAAGGACAGGCCAUCCCCCCUGUUGUUUGCGAUAGGGGGUGAUCAGUGAGCCAGUGUGAAGUGACUUUGUAACGUCGCUGUCAGGUAUAAGGUUCAUAAGCAAUGUUGCCAAUGUUAUGAGCAACAUUGUUGGUGUGUUGGGGUGGGGAUGUGGGUGCUGGUAUGCUCUGGUGCCACCAUAGUGCUGGUUGGGUAUCAGAUUUUAGCCUGAUUGUGGGUUGUGUUAUUAAGGUUGGAGGAGUUGAUUUUUCUUAGUAUGGAGUAUGGGGAUGUUGAAGGUGUGGGUGAUGGGGAAUGUGGUUGAGGUCGUCUGGACUGGUGUUGGGGUGGGGAUUUCUGUGGGGGUGCGGGGCUGGGGGGGGAUGUUGAUGGUGUUAACUAAAUCUAUGGUGGGGGGGGGAGAGGGGGAAAGGGGGGGGAAUCACCAGUCCUUCAGUUUGUGUUUUUUUCCUGGUUGCUUCAUUCAGCUGGGGUUGUUGUUGUUGUUGUAGGGUUGUCCAUCUGCGAUGAAUUGGCUUGGUUAAUCUUGGUCUGGUUUCUUGUGUCGUAUGGCUGGCGGGACGAUUCUGAGCGUGAUGCUUCUCUGUAUUGGUUUGCAUUGUUGUGCCGCUUCUGUUGUUUCUUUUUCUUCUGUACCGUCAUCCAGUUGUUUGCUGUUGUUUCCUCCUGGUUGGGGCUGUCACUUGGUGGGUUUGUCGGUUGCCAUUCCGGUGGGAGGUUGAGUUCAAGGUUCUUUAGUAGUUGCAGGGCCUCAGGUAUGUUGGUAGCCAUGUGUUGUGUUGUAUUGGUUGUUACAAUGAGGCGGAAGAGGAAGCCCCAUCGGUAUUUGAUCCCUGCUUGUUGGAGACGCUGGGUGCAUGGGCGCAAGCUUUUCCUCCGGUUUAGGGUAUCCUGAGAUACGUCCUGUAAGGCAAGAAUGGGGAUUUCUCCAUAUCGAAGGUUGGUUGAGUUUCUGAGGUGGUUCCAUACCUCUUCCUUCUUUUUGUAGCGUGUGAAGCAUACAAUGAUGUCUCUUGGGGGGGGGCGCUGGGUUUUGGCAUAGGUUUUAGGGCUCUGUGAGCCCUCUCCAAGUCAUCUGCCUCAAGUUUCAGGCUUGGGAUUGUGUUUUUCAGCCAGCGUAUAAUUAGGUCUGCUGGGCUUUUCUCCUCUGUUUUUUCAGGAAAGUUGCGGAAGCGGAUGUUACAACGUCUAUUGCGGUCUUCAAGGUCGGCUUGCUUAAUUUUCAUCUCUCUGUGUUCUGCUUCCAUUUGGUUUACCAGUUCGUCCAGUUUCUUGUUCACACGUGCAUUCUCUUCCCGGUAUUGCUCUAUUAUUCUUUCUUGCAUUUGGUUCUUGUUCUCUAGAGCUUCCACUUUGGAGGUUAGAUUGUUGAUUAGUACCUGCAUGGGAGCCAUUGUGGCCUUCAGUGUUUCUUCUAAUCGUGCUUCUAAUCUUGCUUCCAUUUCCCUCAAAUCUCGUUUCGUUAUUGGGUGGUCAUCAUCUUGAAGGGGAGUUACCGUCUUAGCAUUGUUUGCCAUCUCCUUGCUUGGUGUCAUCUCAGUCUCCCUGAUGGUUUUGGUUUGAGGUUGGCUUGGCAUCCUCUUGGAGUAGGGUGUGUGGUGGUUAGGAGUUGUGGCAGUGGUGAUUCCUGGGUAUUGUUGGGUUGCUGAGCUGAUCAGGCGUUCUUGGCUGGUGGCUUUUACAGAGCGUUUGGAUUAGGUGGUCAUUUGUGUCACUUCUAGCCUGUGUUUUAAGAACUUCUCUAGGGUUUCUGUAGUUGCCUCAGCGGUGCCGCCAAAGCGGGGGGGGGGGGGCAGGUAAGCAGAGAUCCUUUCACAAGCCUUUUAAGUAGAACUCUUUCCCAGUCCAUGUCUGUAAUGGAAUUAUUUUUAGAUUCUUUAUUUUAUCCCUUGUGUGUUUGGAACCCUGGGCUCCUUUGGGAGGAAAAGAGAUAUAUAAAUGUAAUAAAUAAAUAAGCAAAUUAAUCUUUAAAGUGUUGCAACAUUGCUGUUUUUGCUACAACAGGCUAAGGCUGCAAUGAUAUACCCACUUUUCUUAGAGUUAAUAGCAUUGAAUUCAGUAGGACUUCUGAAUUCUGAGUAGACAUACUUAUAUAGGAUUGCACUGUACAAUCUAUUUUUUAUAAAACAAUUUUUAUUGGUUUUUACAAAUAUUUUCUUGCAUGACACUAUAUUUUGCACAAAUAAAACAUUUGGCUUAAUGGGCCUGUGAUUUCCCUCCUCCCCGACAACUGGUUUUCAAAUUUAAUCUCAAUAUACUGCAUUUUCCUGUAUUUCUUCUUGUUAUUAAAUUAUAUCCUUUUAAAAUUACUUAAUUAACUGUAUUUAACAAUAAAUGAUAAUUUCAUCCUUACUGAAUUUCUUAUAACCCUACUAGCGAUGUUAACUGUUUACAGUUGUCUUCCAAAUAUAUCAUAAAUUUCUUCCAAUCUUUCUGAAAUGCCUGGUCCUGCUGAUUCUGGAUUUUUCCCGUCAGCUUUGCCAUUUCUGCAAAGUCUAACAGCUUCAUCUGCCACUCUUCUUUCAUCGGUAACUCUUCUUGCUUCCAUCUUUGGGCUACUAAUAUUCUUGCUGCGGUUGUUGCAUAUAAAAAUAAUAUUUUAUCCUGCUUGUGUAUUUCCCUAUCUACUACACCUAAUAGAAAAACUUAUGCUUUUUUAUAUAUAUACGUAUAUUUCAAUAUUUUUAAAAGUUCAUUAUAUAUCAUUUCCCAGAAAGCUUUCACCUUCUUACAUACCCACCACAUAUGAUAAAAAUUUCCCUCUUUUCCUUUACAUUUCCAACAUAAAUUAUUUGUUCUAUACAUUUUUGCUAAUUUCCCUGGUGUUAGGUCCCAUCUACACAUAAUUUUAAUUUAAUGAGCUACACAUAAUUUUAAUUUAAUGAGCUCUUUUAAUGAGCUACAAGCAGUUAAAUUUAUUUCAUCUUUCAACAAUCUUACCCAAUCUUCUAGCAUUAUAUUAUGCCCAAUAUAUAAUGUAUCAUUAGUGUAUCAUCAAUGUGUAUCACCAAUAUAUAAUGUAUCAUCAGUGUAUCAUUACAGAUUUUCUUCAUCUUUUGUAUGCCAUUCCAACAGUAACUUACACAUUUUUUACAAUAUUUUUACUUUAUUGCUUAAUAAAUCUAUUUCAAAUCUAGAUCUUAUAGCUUCAAAUCCAUUUUUAUUUUUAUCUUCUCUAAACACUUCAUUUAUUUGACAAUAAUGCAACCGUUUACUAACUCUUUUAUCUCCUCAAAGGGUUUCAAUUUCCAUUGAUUGUCUGUUUCUAGUAACAAAUCUCCAUAGGUGGCCCACUUAUCCUCCAUAUUUAACUUUUUAACAGUUGUCGCUUCUAGCGUUAAAAGCCACCAAGUUGUUUUCCGUUCUAAUAAAUUCUUGUAUCUAUUCCAAACCUCAUAGAUUGAUUUUUCGGAUUACAGUAUGUGGUUCAGAAAACCUUUAACUUUUUCAUACCAUAAGUAUGCAUGCCACCCAAAUUGUUAUUAAAUCCUUCCAAAUCUAAUAAAUCUGUAUUUUUAGCAAUAUCCAAUCUCUUAUCAACAAAGACAAGAAGCUUCAUAAUAUAAUUUCAAAUCUGGUAGGGAGAAACCCCCUCUCUCUUUGGCAUCUGUAAGUAUCUUAUUCUUUAUUCUUGGUUUCUUCCCUUGCCAGACAAAUUUUGUUAUUAUUUUUUGCCAUUCCUUAAAAAUACUUACACCACUUAUCAUUGGUAUUGACUAAAAUAAAAAUAUCAUUUUGGGUAGCACAUUCAUUUUAAUUGCUGAUAAAUUAAUUCUUCCCCACACUUCUAAAUCUCUUUUGAUUCCAUUCCAAACCGGUGUGUAAUUGUCUUUAAAUAAAUUUAUAUUUUUAGAUUUAGAUGUUAACCCAUGGGUAGGCAAACUAAGGCCCGGGGGCUGAAUCCGGCCCAGUCGCCUUCUAAAUCCGGCCCAGGAACGGUCCAUGUAGAGUAGAAUGUGUCCUUUUAUUUAAAAUGCAUCUCUGGGUUAUUUGUGGGGCAUAAGAAUUCCUUCAUUAUUUUUUCCCCAAAAUAUAGUCCAGCCCCCCACAAAGUCUGAGGGACAGUGGACCGGCCCCCUGCUGAAAAAGUUUGCUGACCCCUGUUCUAGAUUGUACAGGGCUGACCCCUGACUAAGACAACAGGCAUAUAUAUAUAUACCUCCAUUAUUGUGCUAUGUUACUAUUCUGUUAGCAGAAGGAUUUCCACAUGCACAAGAAAGCUGACAAUCACAUCUCCGAUACUAAAAUGUAUGCGGUGCCAUCUCUGUCACUGAAUGAAGAAGGGUGUUGAAGGAGUUGAAUACAGGCAAUGACCAAUUAAUGUACAUUCAGAGGGCACAUGACGAACCCACCAGUGACCUGAAAACGUCACUCAACAUGUCACAAAAAUAUAGUCCAGCCCCCCACAAAGUCUGAGGGACAGUGGACCGGCCCCCUGCUGAAAAAGUUUGCUGACCCUUGUGUUAACCAGACUCCUAAAUAUUUUACCUUUUUUACCAUCUCUAUACCUAUUUUGAAGACAGGAGUGCCUGGCAUGCUCUGGUCCAUGGGGUCACGAAGAGUCGGACACGACUAAACAACAACAUACCUAUUUUGCAUUGCAGUUUGUAUUUCACAUGUUCUUCCGUAUUUUUAACAAGCAUUUUGUUAUCUUUUUGUUUAAUUUAAAUCCUGCUACUUGUCCAAAUUGUUCUAUUCGCUCCUACUUCUACCAGAAGCACUACUAUCCAGUUCUUCUACUGCACUAGAUAACGGUUCUACUAUUAUAACUAGAUCAUCUGCAAAGGCUUUUAAUUUAUAUUCUUUUCGACCAAUAUUAAUUCCUUUUAUCUUUUCUCUUGUUUUCAUAUUUCUCAACAAAACUUCCAGGACAGUUAUAAACAAUAACGGUGAAAGAGGGCAACCUUGUCUAGUACAUUAUGUUUCAUCUGUCAUCCAGGAAGAAAGCCUGCUUGGUCUUCAUGUAUCAUACAUUUUAGAACUCCAUUCAAUUUGCUACGAUGCUUGCAAACAUCUUAUAAUCAUUAUUUAACAGUGAGAUAGACCUAUAAUUUUUAACCUGGGUUAAGUCUGCCUCCUGCUAGGUAUCAACAUGAUAAAUGCUUCUUUCCAUGUACCUAGGAUAUCUCCCUUUUCAAAGAUAUUGUUCAUCAGAUCAAUCAAAGGUGUCAAUAAAAUUUGACUUAAUUUUUUAUAAUAUUUUGCCGUGAAUCCAUCUGGUCCUGGUGCCUUUCCUAUUUUAAGUCCAUCAUUGCUGCUUGUAUCUUGUAUGUUAUUGGUUGAUUCAGUCAUACUUUUUUCUCUAUCGGAAACUCCCGCAGGGCUCCCUAGGCUGUGGAUAUCUGCCCGAAGCGCGGGGCGCUCUGCUUCAGUGCGCCCCGUGCUCCGUGCAGCAGGCUGCUAUCCGCAGCCUAGAGAGCCCUGCAGGAACUCCUGCAAGCUCCCCAGACUUGCUGAUAGCUUCCUGAAGCCUGGAGAGCGAGAGGGGUCGGUGCGCACCAACCCCUCUUGCUCUCCAAGCUUCAGCGAAAGCCUGCAUUCGCCCCAUAGGACACACACAGAUUUCCCCUUCAUUUUUGGAGGGGAAAAAGUUUGUCCUAUAGGGUGAAAAAUACGGUAAUUCAAAGGGGUCUUCUCCCCCCCCAAUAGAAUAAGUCUUUAAGUGUCAGAUAGGCAGGACGUCCGUAUUAAAUCCCAAUACGAUCAGGACCCGCUGUAGGGAAAUUUAUACAAACGUUACACUUUGGAAGUAAAGUCAUUCACUUUAAAGUCUCUCUGAGGCGGGAUUGACCUCCUUAUUUUCACCUCACCACUUUGCUGAAUCUUCCACUAAUUUAGUCCACUACUUUCACUCUUCAUUCAAUUUUAGAUUCAAUUGUAAAUAUCAUGGAAAAUCUGUCACUCUAUCCCAUAGGAGCCUGAGGCUUCGUUUCAGAGUUAGAAGAUGACUCCUUAGUGCUCGCAUCUCAAUCUCACCAGUCUUCUCCACUCCUUUAAGGAGCGAUUCGGACGGUGGAGAGAACGCUCCUGAGCGCAGCUGGGUACCCAACACCUGAAACAAACCUUUCAGGGUUGUUAGGAGUCCGCAGCACCUUUGCGCGACCCCAAUUUCUCUAUGAAAUCGGACUUUCCCCGGAGACCUAAAUCCACUCUCCUUCUUGGUCUGCAACAGACCGGAAGUCUGCGCUGUACAGUCUAGAACAGGGGUCAACUUUUUCAGCAGGGGGCCGGUCCACUGUCUCUCAGACCUUGUGGGGGGCCGGAAUAUAUUUCGGGGGUGGUGGUGAAUGAAUUCCUAGGCCCCACAAAUAACCCAGAGAUGCAUUUUAAAUAAAAGCACACAUUCUACUCAUGUAAAAAUACACGGGCCGAAUUUAGAAGGCGAUUGGGCCGGAUCAAGCCAUCGGGCCUUAGUUUGCCUACCCGUGAUCUAGAAGGAGGAAGGGGUGUAGCUCAGUGGUAGGAGGCUGGGAUUUUUCUAGCACAAACACUUCUUCUAAAUAAAUGUACCCAAUGUAGCUAAAACCAGCAGAUACCACUGCUUGUAAACCUCAGAUUUCAUCAGGCUUUAGGAAAACUCAUCAGUGGUUCCCAGUGUCCUGCUUACAUAGUUGGGACAACUGAUGGUGUAAGGAAGCAAGAUACCCAUUGAAGCAGAAGACAAAAACAAGACAGAAACCUGUAUCUCCCAUCUCCUUAAUUGCAACUGGAAAUAUUAGCAAGAACUCCUGAAAAACUAUCAAAAUGUCCACCAAAUGCUAAGGAUUAAUAUGGGCUGCAGCAGUGAACAACGGCUGCUUAUUGCUCACCUCUCCAGACUCGCAUCCAUACUUGAUCACCCAGUUGUACAUCUCUUAAACAUGCCAGUCUUUGCCACUCUCCUUAUGGUGAAGUAUGUUGGUUGCUAGGUAUGGAAACUGGUCAGAAUGGAGGCUGGUGAAUAUUGGUGUAAUGGCUGAUUUCACAAAAGCACUAAUCACUCCCCUAAACCAGGACAGAGUGGGCUUCCUCUCUGUGGUUCCUAGAAGGAAGAGGGAUUGGGGUGAUUCUGUCCAAGAUUAAAGGUGGCAUAAGGACGUAAGAAGAGCCCUUCUUGCUCAGGCCAAAGGCUCAUCUGUUCCAGCGCUCUGUUCUCACAAUGGUUCACCAGAUGCCCAGGUGAGGCCUGCAUGUGGAUUCUGAGUGCAACACACCCGCCCCACCUGCAGCUCCUAGCAGCUAGUAUUUGAAGACAUAUUGCAGCAGAGGCACAGCAUAGCCAUCAUACCCAGCAGCCACUGGUAGCAGGUUCCCGAUUCAACUGACCAUGUUCUUCUCCCUCUUGCUCUUGCCAGCAACGAUUCAUAAGAGGGCAGAGAGAUCUGCAAACAUGUAGGACCUUCCAAAUGAAAUCACUGAUGACCUAGAAAGAACCAGAAUUCCACUGCAUUUCAGCAUUCUUUAUAAUAUGAAUGAAAAUGUUGCCAAGAUAUCAAUUUAAGAGAUGGGUGUCAAAACAGACACCAGCACAGGGAAAACAACAGAAGCCCAGUCCUUUUGGCUAAACUGUUCUUUUUCUCCCUCCUGUCAGAUGCCUUCUUGAGGAACCGCUCCGAAGCUGACCAUGAAGCCACUGCCAUGAUGAAAGCAGAGUUUAUGAGCCUUUGGGAUGGUCUGGAGACUGGAACCAAUUGCCAGGUACCACCACCUAGCUCAGUUGAUGCAAACAAGCCAGGGGCAACCAGUGCUCCUUCCCUCCUGUUAUACAUUUGCCUCUUCUAAGGUGAUGCCUGCUCCAUGCAUGGGUCACCUAAAAAGUAUGCUCUCUUAUUUUAAAAAAAGAGUACAGGUGUUCCUUCCACUUACACUGGGGUUACAUUCUGGGCCCCUGUGUGCAUAAGCAAAAAUUGCAUAAGUGGGGAACACCCUUAAACACCCUUUAAACGCCCUCUCUGCCACACUCUCUCCAAUCCAGACAAAAAAUACUGUAUCUAAAAAUAGCCACAACUAGAGUUGAAGCUCGGAGCCUGGAGGAUGCAGGGGAAAGUGGUGGCUGCAGUGGCUGCUGUGCUACCCCGCAUGUCAGCUGCUAGCCACAGAGGCUGAGCAGCCUAAACAAAGCCGCACUGCACCUCCGGUCUCUUUGGGGCUUCCCCCACCCUCACUGAAGUCCUUUUCAGGCUCUGAGGGGAGACUUCUUACAAGUCACAAAGACUCUCCAGCUCUCUCUGGCCAUUUCCAGGUUUGAAUCAAAUUACUUAUUUAUUUCUUUAUUUGGGGGCACCGUGUGAAUACAUAUUUGCACAUGAGUCAAUCACGGGCAAGUGGGGGACACCUGCAGUAAGUUUAACUUGAAGUAGACCCACUGAAAUAAAUGGACCUGUGACUUAACCUCAAUAGGUCUACUCUGAGUAUGAGUAACAUUGUUUUAUUCAUAUAGUUUUAUUCAUAUGCAAUCAUACGCAAAUUUAACUGAUCAGUUAAAACACAAGAUCAAUCAAUGACCAUCACGGUCCAAUUGUGUUUCAGGUAAUGGUGCUAGGAGCAACCAACAGACCACAAGAUGUAGAUCCAGCCAUCCUGAGGAGAAUGCCAACUACCUUCCAGAUUGGCCUGCCUGUAAGCAAACCUUCCCUUCUAAUAAAUCCAGCUCACACUUGCUUCAUGUCCACCUCUGCUAUUGCACAGUGAGGUUUCCAGUUCAAUAUUGAUUGGGUUAUGCUUGAGGAAGAUGCCAGAGAAAUCACUGCAUAACAGCCAGAACACAAUUAAGAAUUGCUUCCUGGUCCAAGUGCUAGAAAACAAGGCAAUUAAACAUGUGUCCAGCUGGUCUAGGAAUGGUAUUGAAGGACAGAGUAGAAGUCCCUCCAGUAAAAAAUAAAAAAUGAAAAAAAUAAAUUAACUUUUCCAAAUGAUCAGUGUCCCCACUGGGAGAUGCAACAGCCCCACAAAAGAUCACUUAAGACUGCAAUUUUAUGUAAGCAUCAACAUAGAUCAGUAUGAGGCUUUAUAAGAGUUCAGGAAGUGAAAUCCAGACUGCAAAAGGAGGGAAAGUUGCAGCUCCAUUUUACUGAGGUACAAUGCUUCAUCCACAACAGAGGAUACAAUUGCUGUUCAAAGAUGGCUCAUUGCAACCUAAAGUACACCUUCAGGAAAGGGGAGUGGCAGAAGUGAGUCUUUUCUGAGCAGUCCAAGGCAAUGCUUGACCACUGAAGCAGGCAGACAAUUUUGCAGUGCAGGCAAAUCUUCAAAGUCUUAUCUUCUAUAGAUCUUCUUGUCUUCAUAUGCUAGAAUCUUCUUGUGCUUGCAAAAACUGGCUGAUAUACUUGCAUUAUUUAUUUAGCUCAUCAUAGCAGCUACCCAGCUGGUAUGAUGCCUGAAUAAAAUGCCCUUGUAUAAAAGGAAGUCUCCCCCAAAAGACAAAACAAAGCCAGAUGCAGACAGGGCCGUCUUUAGCAUAUGCGCCACCAGGGUGCAAAGAUUCACCCAGCGCCCCCAAAUAUAGUUUAGCCCCAAAAUUAACUUUUAUUAUGCUAAUGCCAGAUGCCACACUUUUUAAAAACAAUUUCUCCAAACGAAUUUGAACUGUAAGUGAUGAAAUUAAAAUGCAAUUUAAAAAGUUUCACUCGGGGUCAGCGGCACCUUUGACACGACUGAUCUCGAGCGGCUUGCCUGCAGCCGGCAGGCACAAAACAACAACCUCUGGUUACGUGAAACAUAUUCAAUAAACACACAAGACGUAACCGGCUGCACGUUUGAAAAAAUAAUAUAUACUAUUCAUUGUAUUGAAUAUUUCCGGAAUAUUAGCCUUGUUUCGCUGUCUUGGGCAAACUCAUAUAUGAUAUCACAGGACAGCAGCUGUGCUAUACAGGACUAUGCUAUAAGAUCCACUGUCCAAAUAUUCCAGAAAUCCUUGUCUUAGACUCUGUGAAAGGAUUCUGUGGAACUGCAACAACCUUUCGUGUGGAUUGUUGGACUUUAUGAACAGGUAGGUGGAAUAGACACUUUCACAUAUAUGGACCUUAUGCAUAAACAGAUUAGAGAAUGAACUGACCCACUGGGUCUUCUACUUUUUUCGUUGAACUUUGAGUCACUUCUGUUGAAAUCUACAAUUCAAUACAAUGAAUAGUAUAUAUUAUUUUUUCAAACGUACAGCCGGUUACGUCUUGUGUGUUUAUUGCAGCCGGCAGGCAGGCAGCGCGAGAUCAGUCGUGUCAAAGGUGCUGCAUAGCAGCUCGGUGCAAUACGUAACAUAAUAUUUUGUAAGAGUUAAUGUCGCAUGCACGGCGCUGUUGAGAAUGACAAGUGCUGCCGCUGGCUUGUCUGACAAGCGCUGCCAUUGUGAAUGACAAGCACCACCACUGGCACGGCGCAUCUUUGGUAAAUGAGCGCACAAAGUCGAAGUCCUUUAGUGAAACAGUAGGUAUACAUUUCGGUAAUACCUAGGUAUAUAUGUAUUUUGUUUUUCUAGCUUGAUCAAAAUUAUGUAUUAUUUCAUAACACGUAGCUAGUUAAGAGCUUGGGCGGCUUCAGCAGUGAGUGCCUGGUGCCCCACACCCCUUGCACCCCCAGGUAAAGAUGGCCCUGGAUGCAGAUUAUGGGGAGUGCACUGGGCACGGAGCCUCAGGGGUGUCACUGUGUUCGCUGAAGCUAUUAUUUAGAAUGGAGCAUGGGGGGCACUGAAUUUUGGCAUCAUGCAGGAUGCCACUGAAAUUUGAGACCCCAAGGUCUGCCACUGACAAAGCCAUGAUCUUUAUCCUAGUUUUUGAAUAUCUGACUAUCUCCCUCCUCACCCAUUGUGAUCUUGACUUCUUCCUGACACACACCCUUUCAGAUUCUUCCAAAUCCGCAUGGCCUUUCUGAAUGUACUUCAAAUAUCAGCUCAGCAUUCUAUUCUAGACACACUGUUACAUAUUCCGCCCAUAUUUUAUGUUUUUGUUAAUUGCAAGCACAAGCAUAAAGCCUUCACCUCUACACAAUUACUUGAGAGUAAAAAGACCCACUAAGCUCAGUGGAGACUUUCUUCUGAGUCAACAUGUACAGGAUUGCACUGUUAGUAGAUGCAUGUAUACCUUAACUGGCUUUCAACCCAUGACACGACUAGUUCCUGCUUCAUAAGGCAGGAUAUGCAUGAGGUUCAUGUACCUUUUCCUUCACAAGCCAUGACUCAGCUAUUCACCAAAGCUGCCCAUUAUGUGCAAACUCAGGAAUAUGAUUAAUGGCUCAGAAAGAAGCCAGGGUGUUAAGUCCAUUGGCAUUGCCUCCUUCUCUGACACCCAGGAGGAAAUGCCGUUUCUGGGAUCACAUCUGCUGCAAUACAUACCAGUACACUUCCUUCUUAAAAACUAUUGGUUUAUUCCUAUGCAAAAUGAGGCUAUUUACUCCAGUAUUCAAUCAAAAUAUCAUCAAUUAGGAUUGAUUUAAUUCAGGGGGUGGAGAAAGUGUGGCCUCCCCAGAUGCGGCUGAAUUACUGACCAUGUUGGCUGGGGCUGAUGGAGCUGGAGUCCGAGAUCUGGGGCCACAGGUUACAACUAGGUAAGCCCUGUAAAGUGCUCUGAACACCUGGAAGCACUAUACAAGUACAGAUCACUCUCUUGUCAGCGACAGUACAUUUCUGGAGAUGUAAUUUGGUUUGUCCCCAAAGACCUCCCUCUUAAUUCCUAUCCUGCCUUUCAUGAAACCCACCGUGGCACACCUGGGCUUCCAUGGAGUUUUCCAUCCAGGCACAGACCAGACCCAGAUCUGUUUAGCUUCAGUAAGGUUGCUGUAUCAUGUGCCUUGGCCAGUUCUUAGGUCCACCUCCAGAUCAAAGCAUACUGGUCUCAUUCUCUUCUGCUGUUUCUUCUGUUAGACACAAAGGCAGCGGCAGGAUAUUCUGAAGCUCAUCCUUGCUGGAGAAAAUGUAAGUUUCCCUCUCUCCCUGCCAUACCCCCCCCCAUUGCAGCCUGAGGUAAAGUUAAAGUUAAAGGUAAAGUUAAAGGGACCCCUGACCAUUAGGUCCAGUCGUGGCCGCCUCUGGGAUUGCGAUGCUCAUCUCGCUUUAUUGGCCGAGGGAGCCGGUGUACAGCUUCCAGGUCAUGUGGCCAGCAUGACUAAGCCGCUUCUGGCGAACCAGAGCAGCGCACGGAAAUGUCGUUUACCUUCCCGCUGGAGCGGUACCUAUUUAUCUACUUGCACUUUGACGUGCUUUCGAACUGCUAGGUUGGCAGGAGCAGGGACUGAGCAACGGGAGCUCACCCCGUCGUGGGGUUUCAACCGCCGACCUUCUGAUCGGCAAGUCCUAGGCUCUGUGGUUUAACCCACAGUGAUUAGGGGAAGGUGGGAUAAUUUUUAAGUGCAGGAGCUCAUUGUGAUAAACCCCACAGAUAUGCUCUUGGAAAGUCCAAAUAUGCAAGCAGCUCAGUUAAUUCCUAUUUACACAUGUAUGCAAACAUGCCCCCCCCCAAAUCAGCAGCACAGCAUAACACUAAAUUUAUUAAGAUCAGCCAAGUCAUAGAUGUUUACCCAGACAGAUUCAAGGCUGUGUAGCUGCCAGUACUACCACAGAGUUGCCUAGGGAGCAUGUGUGACUCUCCAUAUUUAACCCAGAGGGGAUCCUUUGCCUUUGAAACAGAUGAGCAAUGCUGUGAACUUGAAAGAGCUGGCUGAGAAAACAAAAGGUUACUCAGGAAGUGACCUGCGGGAAUUGUGCCGGGAUGCUGCCAUGUAUCGUGUGCGUGAUUAUGUCCGCAAGCAACAAAUGAAGCAGAUUGCUCGGAUGCUCCAUGAUACAGACAGUGGGGAAGAAAGGUACAAGCUUCACUCAACUCCCGUUCCUCUUUGCUUCUAACUUUUCAUAGUUCUGGGUCUGUUUCUCAGCCUCAUUUGCCUUGCACGUUUUAACAGAGAAUGCUCUGAAUGAAAGAUGGGUUUUUUUGUCAUGCAUACAUGCCUAGGUCUUGAGAUCUUUAUCGGAUGCACUUCUCUGGGUUUUCCCACCUGAUAGAAGUGAGCUGAGUCAUGACCAGAGUGAGCCCUUCCUUGCUGGCCUCCCACUUAGGGAAUGCAGGCUUCAGAGAGGCUCACCUGGCACCUUGGAGGUGGUUUUCUUUGUGCCAGGUAAAGCCUUUGGCUGCAUAUGCACCAUGCAUUUAAAGCUCCUUCUCUCCCCCCCCCCCAAUCUUGGGAACUAUGGUUUACCCAUCACAGAGCUACCAUUCCCAGUAUCUAACCAAACUAGUUCCCAAGCUUAGGAGGAGAGGAGAGAGGAGCUUUAAAUGCAUGUUAUGUAUGUAGCCUUUGUUCUCCCAGAUCCUUUAAUUUUAAUACAUACAUCUAUCUGGAAUAUCAAAACCUUGCACAUCCCGUUUUUAUAUUCAUUUUAAAUUGUUUUAGCUGCUGUGCUUAUCCAAGUUUUAGUGUUUUAUUGUCUACAGUUUUGAAUUUUAUCUGUAUAGUUACAAAAGAACUUAAAUUAUACAAAUAGAAUGAAUUAAUAACCAGAAGGUUCUGGGCUCAAAUUAUUUGGGCCAUGGACUUUCAGAAGUAUGAAAAUAUGGGCUAAACUCCAAUUGUCCAAAUGAAAUCCAUACAUCUAAGCAAGUCUAUCAGUGCAAUGGAGGAGGGCUAAAUUGCAGAAGACUGAAAAGGUGAUCCCCCUUUUAAAAUUUAUUUAUUAAUACUUAUUCAAAAAUAUACAAAAGUUCACACCCAUUAUGAAGUAUAUUUUUAUAACACACUGAAAUAAAACAGCUACUUAAUCUAAUCUUUUAAAAGUCUCAAAUGACAGGGUUAUGGUCUGAAAAUGUCUUUGGUAAGAUGCUGACUUUAUACACCUCUGUGGUCAACGUUUUAGAUAACCAAGCCAUGUCCAGUCUUGAAUGUGAUCUGUAUCCUUCAUGUGUGUAAAUUCUUUAGCAUCUCCAUUCUUAUAUCUCCAAAUAUCUACAAGUUCUAACUUCUCAAUCAAUUUUUGAAAAGAAUUGGGCUGUUUGCCUUGUGAACUUGUAAUCUUUUCCUCUGAAAUCCUAUCCUGUGUAGGGGAGACAACUCCAUGCCAAUCUCCAUAAGGCACCAGUUCUCAUGGAUAAUCCAUCAGUUGAUAAAAAGCUGGUUUCAUUUCAUUUGUGACAUACUUAUGAAAAGGUGACUUUAAAUUAACAUACGGUAACUGUUUAUAGAGCUCUUUUCAACAUUACGUUCAGCAGUGCAGGAGCAGUUCCUAUAUAAAAGUUGCUUCCUGUGGAAAUCUGAGGCCAUGUAGGAGAAGCCUCUGCUGCAGUUCCUUCUCAUGCUGCUGUUAUUCCUCCGUAGAUCUGGAGGAACCCAGGAGUUGUGUUAGGAUCCUUACAACAAACCUGCACGUUGGGCAGUAUUAGAAACGUAGAAAAUGGUCUGAAAUCCAGUCAGAUUUUUUUAUCCAUCUAGCUCUGUUGCGUUUACAGGGCACAAUGACCGUGGCAGCAGCAUUUCAGACAGGUGUCUUUUACAGCUAGGGACUCAACUGGGGAUCUUUUGCAGGCAAAGCAUAGGCACUACUGAGCUAGGGCUCUGCUCACUAUUAUCAAGCAGGGCAAGAGGAGCCAUGCUUUAGCCCAGAGAGGGGGGAACUGUGCCCCUCCAGACAGUGGCGUAGCGUGGGGGGUGCAAGGGGGGCCGGCCGCACCGGCCGCAACAUCUGGGGGGGGCGCUCGCACUCGUAGCUCUCUGCCCCUACUAAAAUCCACGGGUUAGGGGGCGCAAAUUACUUGCCUUGCCCCGGGUGCUGACAACCCACGCUACGCCACUGCCUCCAGAUGUUGUUGGAUUCCAGUUCCCAUCAGCCCCCACCAGCAUGGGUAAUAAAGAUGAUGGAGGCCAGCUUCUAGAGACACAGGUUUCUUAUUCCUCCUACAGCACCUCCAUUAAUAACCAGUCAAUGUUAGAAGGGGCCCCAGGUUUAGUGGUGGAGUCCAUUAUUGCCAUUGAGCUUGGAAUGGUACUGCUGAAAUGAGUCCAAUGGUCAUUUCAGCUCUGCCAUUCUAUAACAUUUAUUUCUAUUCAGAAACAGUUUACAAAAAGCAAAACAGAACCAAGUCACAGCACACCAAGAAAUAGUAUAGGUGCCAUAGGUUAAUGGUAAAGCACACAUGCUUUGCAUGUGAGAAGUCCCAGGUUCCACACUUGGCACCUGCAGUUAAAAGGAUCAGGAGACAGGAGAUGACAACCAUCUCUCUCUGCCUGGGACCUUGUGCCAGUCAGAGUAGACGAUACUCAGCUAGACAAAUAUUCUGACCUGGUAGGAGGCAGCUUCCUAUGUUCCUAAAUCAAGGCAAUUUGAAACCAAAAAGUGUAAAAUAAAACUAAUCUAUAACCCACACUCAAUAAACUUGGGAAAAACACUGAAGAUACAAUGGAAGAUGAUGGCAGGCAUUUUAGGGAGCAAAGAACUGUGGGCAGAGACAAAAGAACCAACAGGCAGUUGACUUAUUUAUUUUGCAUCCAGUGACUUGGAAGAGGAACGGUUGCGGCCACUGACCCAGCUUGACUUGUUGUUUGCCCUAGAGAAGAUGGAGGAGUCCAAGGGUGCGUCGACUGCUGUGCCGACACUAAAAGAACCGGCUUUGGACUAAGCUGCUGGACCACGCAGCUGAGAGACUGGAGACCAUCAACUUAGAAUAGGGUGCCCAGAGAUUCGAUUGACUGUUCACUGUAUUUUUACUAGGCUGGAGGCAAAGGCUGUAUAUGUAUAUGUGUGAGAUGAUAGAGAGAUAGUCGCAGAACACAGGCUCAGCACUUAGGAGGAAAGGUGAAAGGAAAGGGAAUCUGGGCCAAGCACACCCACCUUGGGUGGAGUGGGACAGAACAGACACUUGGUAGGAAUGGAGAAACUCAUGUCAAAAGAAAGAAGUCAGCGCAGUUAACAUUUGUGGGGGGAGGGGCGUGUCACAGCUUUUCUAGAGGUUGUAAGAUGAGGGGAGCCGUGUAAUACAAGUGAGAAAGGACAACCACCACUAAAACCCAAUUUGGAGCUAUUAUUGUGUAAGUGAGUGGCAAGGUAUGCUUAUAAAAUAGGCCUGCUCAUAAUACAAGAGGGCACUAAAACAAAUGCCUAGGACUAAGCAAGUAUUUAUUUCUGUUCCAAGUUUGCCGGCUGAGCCAUCCUGAACAUCUGUGCACAUGGCUCUUUACAAAAGAAGUCUUUUUUUAGGUAGCUCAUCUCCUCUACAGGUUCAUACACAAAAGCAUUUAAAACCUAGAAAUACAGAACUGGAAAUAUUUCAUUGCCUUUUUUUGUCUUGGCUGCUUCCUUCUCACACUGAAAUCUGGUGCCUCAUGAAGGGUGUGGAGUCUGGAUUAUUCCUGCUUUUUUACUUUAGAUAAUGCUUCAAGCGCUCAUAGCUGACAAAUUAUGCACCACAGCAUGUAAGCAGUUGGGGAAGGCCACAUCCCCUGUGCUUGCUGUACUUUGCCACUGCACUUAAUACCUUUUACAUAUAGGCAGCUUACCAUGGUUUGCAAUCA
Messenger RNA from Podarcis lilfordi (Lilford's wall lizard), 43612 nucleotides. NCBI's taxonomy places the organism in Eukaryota, Metazoa, Chordata, Lepidosauria, Squamata, Lacertidae. The record is from the annotation of a GenBank genome assembly.